AUGGUUCAGAAAUGGACUGACCCGAAUUGGGUGGAAAUAAGUGAUAAGAAUAAAGAGAAUCUGGGGAAGAGUGAGCUUGCAGCCACUGGCACUUCAGCACCUUUGGCCAAGUACAGACAUGAAGAGAUAAAACAAGCUGGAAAAGAACCUGAUCCGAUCGAAAUGUUCGGAUGUUUCCAUGUGAAGAAGGACAAGAACUGGGUUAGCUCAAAAGCAAAAAACCUGCAUGAUGGAGGUGAAAAGGUAUCCCAAGGAGAAGAACCAAACAUAUUUGCCAUCUAUCAAGAAGGGAUAGGACCACAACACCCCAAGCGUGUUCUAGGGAUGGGUCAUGGGAGGCUUGGAGUGCGGCUGCCCGAGUCAUUCGACAUGGAUCUCUAUAGUGAAGCGAAUGGGGAACAUGGUCGAGUUGGUGAAACUCAUGAUAACGAUGCGUUCGAUGACGAGUCCGAUGAGGGGACUGCCGACGAGACUGCUGAUGCUGCAUGA
Molecule: messenger RNA, 489 nt
Organism: Linum trigynum
Lineage: Eukaryota; Viridiplantae; Streptophyta; Magnoliopsida; Malpighiales; Linaceae
Source: the annotation of a GenBank genome assembly